Jatropha curcas is the source of this 1126-nucleotide messenger RNA. RefSeq names its product bidirectional sugar transporter N3. The record is from RefSeq and is a predicted model, not a curated record. Gene Ontology annotation, biological process: carbohydrate transport. Gene Ontology annotation, cellular component: membrane. Gene Ontology annotation, molecular function: sugar transmembrane transporter activity. NCBI's taxonomy places the organism in Eukaryota, Viridiplantae, Streptophyta, Magnoliopsida, Malpighiales, Euphorbiaceae.
GGUUAUUAUAUAAGAGAAGAAGGCCUGCGUUACGUUUUACCUGCCAAACCUGCUUCUUCUUUUCUUUAAUUCUGUUUGUGUGAAGAUCACAAGUUGAUCAAGAGAUUUAUGGCUAUGGCUUCUGAUCAUCCACUGAUAUUCACCUUUGGGAUUCUUGGUAACAUCAUCUCCGGCAUGAUGUUUCUCGCGCCUUUGCCAACAUUUAUUCGAGUUUACAGAAAGAAAUCAACAGAAGGGUUUCAUUCAAUUCCAUAUGUAGUUGCACUGUUCAGUGCAAUGCUCUGGAUUUACUAUGCGAUUCUGAAAUCAACUGAUUAUCUUCUUCUUAGCAUAAAUUCCUCCGGUUGUCUAGUGGAAAUCAUCUACAUUAUUGUAUAUAUUAUCUAUGCACCAAAGAAAGCUAAGAUGCUGACUUUGAAGCUACUAAUUGUGAUGAAUAUUGGGGGAUUUUCCGCUAUACUUGUUCUUACGCAUUUCUUCGCCAAAGGAUCAAGCCGCUUAAGCAUUGUUGGAUGGCUAUGUGUGGCAUUAUCUGCUGUUGUGUUUGCAGCGCCUUUGAGCAUAAUGAGGCUGGUCAUACGGACCAAAAGUGUCGAGUUCAUGCCAUUUUGGUUAUCAUUUUUCCUUACUUUGAGUGCUAUUAUGUGGCUUCUCUACGGUGUUCUCCUCAAAGAUAUCUACAUUGCGCUUCCAAACGUUAUCGGAGUCCUAUUGGGGACAGUUCAAAUGGCACUGUAUGCGAUUUAUAAGGACGGGAAGCGGGCAAGUUCAAAGAAUUCUACACAAAAUCUAUCAGAAACAGCUGACGGAACAGCCAUUAUUAUGCUUAACUCAAUACAAACUACUAAUAGUGAUGACAAUGGAGUACUUGGGAACGAAGAAAAUCAAAAAGAGCCAAAAAAACCCCAUGGAGAAUUUGUUGAAUCCCUUAACCAAGUCCAACCAAUUAGUGAAUCAUGAGCUAUAUAACGUGCAGAUUUUGAAAAAUAUACCUAUUUGUAUACUUAGAAGUUGAAGCUUUGUUAGUGUUUUGUUUUCGUACUACGUAUGUAUUAUAUAAUGAAUGGAAGCCUAAUUUUUCUAUAUGUAGUAUAAUGUCAUAGCUAGCUUAGGUAUUAGACAAUAA